AUGGACUUUCUUCGGCGAGGGCGUUCCUCGCAGGGGGAGGAUAUUGAGCAGCAGGCUCUGGCAGGCCCAUCUACACAACCAGAAAUGGAAGAGGGCUCACGGCCUCGAUCGAGGCGCUUGCCUGGCACAAGGCCUUCCCUCUCCUCAAGGAGGCGUCCAGGCAAUGGGAUGCAAAGGCUAGAAGACGAGGAAUCUGACAGCCCGAAAACACCACGCUUCAAUAUUGGCCUGCCGACACUGCCAGGAACCCGUCUGAACCUGCCACACCUCGCGAGAACAUGGACCAGCGGUUCCAAUGGCACCGAUUCGCGGCCCAACUCGACAACGCAACAACCCCUAAACCGAGUCGACGAGUCUGCUUCCCCCGAACCGCCCAUGACGAGAGCUGCUGGACAACCGCCAGCUACGACCCGGGUGACGAUGCCGGCGCCCGUCGCACGGCGCCCCGAAAUCGAAACCUCCAGCGGGACGAGGAGGUUCACCGGGCCAGAUCCCGCAGAGAUGCAUCUGGCGAACAUGGCACAGGAAGGUCGGCGGCGCAGACGACGGGCACAUCGCCGACAGCAACAUGACGAUAAUAGCGAGGGGCAUCCUAAACGAUUUCUGCUCUGUAUUCCCUGGCCAAAGUCACGGCGUAUGCGAUCGCAGAUUCUCCGAUGCUUCAUUUCAGGCGGAUUCCUGACGCUCCUCCUCGCCGUCUAUCUAGCACUCUCCCUUACACAGAAUAUCCGCAGCAGCGAGUUUACGGUCUUGUUGAUUCUCAUCAUUUUGUUCGUCACGAUAUUCUUCUGUCACGGCUUGAUCCGGUUAUGCAUGCUUGUCAUCCGGCCACGGGUCGACGACGAGGCCAGACCGCCGAUGCCGCAACUCUUGGCACCCGGGGGCUACGCUGUGCCACGAGAACCGAUCCGAGUCGUGCUGGCGCGCGAUGAAGAGGAGCAAGGGGAGGUCAGCGAGGCGGUCUUGGCCAAGCCCCCAGCCUACGGCCUAUGGCGAGAGAGUGUGAGGGUUGAUCCCAACCGCAUCUACUGGCAGCGCAACCCGAACGCCACACCGAACGAGGGAACAUCUAGUCGUGGAGGAAGCAGCACCGGUCCUCGACCACCAUCAUACGCAUCAGAGGACGGAGUGAGCUACGUCGUCGAGGCUCGACCCCGAUCCAUGGCCCCGGCAGCGAUGACUGACGUACCAACCCCACUGCCUACGCACCCUUCCGAAAUGGGACGGUUGGGUGAACACAGGAGCGCGUGGUAA
This is a messenger RNA of Colletotrichum godetiae, 1254 nucleotides long. RefSeq lists its product as uncharacterized. The record is from RefSeq and is a predicted model, not a curated record. The transcript is spliced from 3 exons. The coding region runs from base 1 to 1254 and encodes 417 amino acids. Lineage: Eukaryota; Fungi; Ascomycota; Sordariomycetes; Glomerellales; Glomerellaceae.